Lathyrus oleraceus (garden pea) is the source of this 1992-nucleotide messenger RNA. RefSeq lists its product as uncharacterized. The record is from RefSeq and is a predicted model, not a curated record. The coding region runs from base 1 to 1992 and encodes 663 amino acids. NCBI's taxonomy places the organism in Eukaryota, Viridiplantae, Streptophyta, Magnoliopsida, Fabales, Fabaceae. Gene Ontology annotation, molecular function: zinc ion binding; nucleic acid binding. The transcript has 2 exons.
AUGGUGAAUAACAAGCCUCCACUAUUCUGUGGUGAAUACUUUGACUUCUGGAAAAUUCGGAUGAAGGCUCAUUUAGAAGCACAAGGAGAAGAAAUAUGGGAUGCUGUCCAAAAUGGUCCUUUUGUUCCUACAACGGUUGUUAACGGCGUCGGUUCAUCAAAGCCUAAAACUUCAUGGGAUGAUGAUGAUAAGAAGAAGGUCCUCUAUGAUAAAAAGGCAAUAAAUCUUCUUCAAAAUGCACUCAGCAUGGAUGAAUUCUUUCGCAUUUCGGCAUGCACAACGGUAAAACAAAUAUGGGAUACCUUGGUAGAAACGCAUGAAGGAACUGCCGAAGUUAAAAGAUCAAGAUUAAAUACCUUGAGUCAAGAAUACGAGUUGUUCAGAAUGCAGCCUGGAGAAUCCAUCCUUGACUUGCAGAAAAGAUUUGUGCAUUUGACAAAUCAUCUAAAAGCUCUAGGUAAGACUUUAAGUAAUGAUGAAUUGAAUCUUAAAGUGCUUAGAUCUUUAACCAGGGAAUGGCAACCAAAAGUGACGGCGAUAUCAGAAAAGAAAAGUCUAUUCACAAUGACUUCCGCUACAUUGUUUGGAAAACUUCAAGAAUAUGAGACGGAACUUGGAAGACUUGAAAAACAUGAGAAUCAAGAUGAGAAGUCCAAAAGCAUCGCUCGGAAAGUUGACUCCAAAGAUGUUGAGAAAGAAGACAAUCCGGAGGAGGAUGAAAACUUCUUGUUACUUGUUAAAAGGCUAGGCAAAUUUUUCGGUAAGAAUGAGAAACCUUCCUUCUAUGCGAAAAGAAAGAAACACUUCAAGAAAAGAGAAGCUUCCACUUUAAUGCAAGAGGUAACAUGUUAUGAAUGUGGUAAGCAAGGCCACAUAAAACCAGAUUGUCCACAACUACCUAAGAAAAGUGGAUUCAAAAGCAAGAAGGAGAACAAGUACAAAAAGGCUUAUGUCGCAUGGGAAGAUAACGAAAUAAGCUCGUCAUCCGACUCGGAUAGUGAUGAAAGUGCAAACAUAGCAUUAAUGGCCUCACACCAUUCCGACGAUGAAGUAAAUGAGGUUAGUAAUGAUUUCUCGCUUUUUGAUAAUGAUGUGCAAGGUGCCAUAGAUGAAUUAUUAAAUGAAUGCAAAAUUUUGUAUAAAAUUAUAUCAUCUCAAAAGAAACAAAUCUCAGUUUUGGAAGAGAAAAUUGAGAAAAUGGAAAAAGGUUUUGAAGUUGAAAAAGAAAAGAUGAUUAGUGAUCAAAAACAAAAUUUUGUAUGCAAUAAAUGUGAGUCACUUUCUUUUCAAAUUGUCCAACUAAAAAGAGUUCUUGAAAGAUACGAAAAAGGACAAAUUGGAUUGGAGGGUAUACUUAGCCAACAAAGAUAUUCAAAUGAUAAAAGUGGGCUUGGUUACUCAAAGUUUUCAAAACCAAGCUCAAACAAGACAAUCUUUGUUAAGGCAAGUGACCAACCAAUCCAAGAGAAAGUGAACAAACCUAAAAUAAUUCAUCAUUAUCCUAAAAAGAAAAACCUUGUUAAGAAGAAGUCUUGUCCUUCUAGGUAUAGAAGUAAUUUUGAACCAACAUGCUUUUAUUGUGGUAUUAAAGGCCAUACACCUAAUGCUUGCUAUAUUAGAAACUUUAGUGUUGCUAAUGGGCAUUACGUAUGGGCUUGCUUGGAAUCCACAUCAAACUUAUGGUAUCUCGAUAGUGGGUGUUCCAAGCAUAUGACGGGAAACAUCAAUAAAUUUUCAAAUCUAAAUCUUAAAGCCAAGGGUUUUGUUACAUAUGGAGAUAACAACAAAGGAAAGAUUCCUGGCAAAGGCAUUGUUGGUGCACCACCUUUCACAUCCAUUAAAGAUGUUCUUUAUGUCAAAGGACUAAAGCACAAUCUCCUUAGUAUUAGCCAACUAUGUGACAAGGGCUUCAAGAUCAAGUUCACUAAAGAUGAGUGCUUGAUAGAAGACGAAGUCACACAUGAGGUUAAACUAAAAGUGACUACGGAGUAA